GGUUGUAAGCAAGGUAAACAUAUUCAUAUAUACGUGUGUAAACCCAAUAAACACUUUGAAAACCUUAAAUCUUUGAAAAUUUGUUGACUUUUACUUGUCAUUGAAAACUAUAUAUUCCGAACUAUUUUACAACUAAACAUCAGAUCGAGGAGACCUGAAAACAUAUUACUACCUCUAACGCUUUUUAAGUGCGUAAUUCUCAACACGAUUUCAGUUUGUUAGUGGUUCACAAAUAAAUAAUCUUUAAGCAUAUGGUCCGUAGUUACUUCUCAAAUUGCGACCAUACCAAAAUGUUUAUUGGGUGAAUGUAUGCAUACAAACUUUUAAUGAAAAAAGGCCUAAAUAAGUCAGACGCUAAAAUGUGUCUGCAAAACCAAGUGAAUCUUGUAGCCGUUAAGCAUAAGAAAUAAUCGCCCGCCCACAAAUAUGCACCAGUGUGCUGCGCAGGCGUGUAAUUAAAAGUCUGUUUGUGAUAUCGAAAUACAGGUGGGUCAUGCAAGAUUUUGAAAUAUCCAUUGGAAAUUUUUAAAGGAUGGAUUAUGAAGAAAAAUGAUAACAAAACUGAUAAAGAUUGUAAUAUUUUUUAAUAUUGAUGUACGGGAGAAAAAUUAGUUCAGUUAAAAUCGUUUAGUAUCGGACAAUCUUAACAACAAAAAAUACCAACAAAUAAGAAUAAUAUUUUUUAAUUUUUUGUGUAUAAUAAUAUAAUAUAUAUACUGAUUUAAAUAUAAUAGAUAGUACGAUCAAAGUUUGCACUAAUUUAAGGUAUUUAUCAUGAACAUUUCUUCGCCAUGUUCAUAUGUAUGCAUACUUAUUUUUCUUAUCGAGUGUUUCUGUACAACUAUAACAACAAUGAAAAGAGAAAGUUAUUGUCAUGACAUAGCUGCAAUGGAACAAAUAAUACGAUCGUCUUAAAGCAGUCGAGUUAUGCGAAUAAUUGGUAAAUAGUAAUAAAAGUAAACCUAAACUCUUGAAAAUUCAUUUAAAACAACGCUUAGUUAUUGAAGAUAACAGAACAGUGCAAUGGUAUGCUAGGAGCGGUCAUUAAGAAUUCAUAUGCAUUAGAGCGGGUUGAUUUAUAAGUAGCCAAAAAAACGGAAAAAUCGCGUUUGCAGGAAAUAUUCCACGGUUCAUUCUAAACAACUUUGCCUAAGGCUUGAAUAAUUUUAUAUUUUACAUAUUAGUGAAAACAAUACGAAACUGCGCACUACCACAAAAGCGCAAAAGUACAAUUAUACAAGUACAUGCAUUAAUUAUCAAAAUAAAUAUUAUAUAUAUACAAUAUAUAUUAUAUUAGAUGUAGUAAAAAGAAAUCCAUGAUUUUUCCAGUAGAUGGCGUUAUUUAUCUGUAUCUCGCGUUGUAUAAGUGCGAUCGGGUUGGCGUUAGAAGGAUGACAUUUUGCACUAAAAAAUCUUUUCUGACAGUUUUAUUAUUGGUCGAUUCAGUUUUGUUUGAGCGCGCAUCAAAGAUGGACACUAGUAAAGAAAAAAUAGCUAUAUUUUAGAGUUUUUCUUCGAUAAGGGCGUUUAUGGUCCUGAUACUGUAACAGCCAAUCAUGCGCAAUUUUGGCUUCGUCGAUUCCGUUCCGGAAAUUUCGAUGGCAAAGAUGCACCACGCUCUGGAAGACCAAUUAUCGAAAAAAUCGGUGAAAUAAUGGAAAUCGCCGAGUCCAAACAUCGAUUACGAUUAUCCAGGACCUAAACAUUGCACAAAAAAUCGUUUGGAGCCAUGUGAAUAAGGCUGUAUACGAAAAGUAAUAAUUAAAGCAUUCAGUUUCAUGGAAAAAUAAUGGGUUUCUUUUUACUACACAUAAUAUAAUAAAUAUAUAGCUGUAAUAUCCAAAGUGCACUAAUAAUUUUAGUAUAAGGUAAAUUAAAUGAAAGAAAUGAGCAAAAACUUUUUCCAAUGACACUUACUUUUUGUCGCCUCAGUUGUAAUUGUUAAUUUUUCAGAUGUCACAAAAUAUUUUCAACUUCGCUUACAAGUUUCUAAAUCAAAAGAUAAACCUAACAUCUUCCAGAAGAACUUUACUAAUUCCUAGGUAAUAAAGUAAUGGGUAAUGUCGGCAGCACACAUCAUCUUAACUUAGAGGAUGUUAAUAGCGAAAUACAUUCGUAUUAUAAGCAACAACGUCAGCGUCAGCAGUCUCAUAACCCGCGAUGUAAUAAUUUUAAUUCUAACAGCAUUGCAAUGCAUGGGACACGUUCACUGCCGCAUGUGAUAAAUAAUGGCAGAGUAGAUGCAGUGGAACGUGAUAUUGCGGAAUCAGUGUCAACGACUAAGCUGCCGAACUGUAAAGUACUGCCACACGUGAAUGAACGUCUCAAACUCCGCCCAACAACAAAUGGGGUUAUACUCUCUUCAGGUGGUACGAUCAGUGGGAAACGCCAACAGCUCCCCACAAGAAUCACAACGGGAGCCACGUCCCAAAUGUCACAGCAACCUGGUUUAAAACAGCGUUCACGGACAUUUAUAUAUGACGACUCAAAGAAACCCAGUUGGAAGUACAAUCAACAAAAUUCUGAGCAAAGUCGUGACCUUCAGAAUAGUCGACAAUCAUUGCCUUCUUUCAGACGUUCACAGACGAACCUUGAGUUUGAUGUUGAAAGCAAUCAAAAUCAGGUUAGUAAAAGUCUUUGUAGGAGAUUGGGUUUCGCUUCUACCAAGGCCAAGGCAGCUGAAAAAGAAUUAAAAUAUAUAACAACAUAUCAAAGACAAGUAGAAAACAAUGAUCAAGUUACUAGUAAGUACUAUAAGUACAAUAAGAAAAGGAAAGCUCCUUCUGCACCUUCCUUUACGGCUAUGUCGGUUCCCAUAAGCGUAACAGCUGCAACAAGUUCGCCAAGUACCGAUAAUAAAUACUUGACUCCGAUCAUAACCAAGAAUUCUAAUACAAAAGUAAGUAAAGUAUCGGCGGGCUCCGAUAGUCUUUUAGAAAACAAAACGUUAUUGGGGGAUCAUCCGACAAAAACUCGACUUUUUCGCUCAAAUGUGAAAAUAUCUCCAUCUGAGCUAGCUGGAAAGAAUUUACAUGAGCCGCAACAGCAAACUCAAAAUCAACUCAUGGAUGUAGAAUCAGACUUUACCUCGCUAUCAAUUGCACCUACAAAAGAUACAAAGAACCAAGUUUUCAACUAUUUGCGAAGGGAAAAGAGUUCAGACGCUAUUUUACUACGAGAAAAGAACACACGAGAUGACAUAAACAUAAUAACAGCAAACAUUAAAUUAAAAUCCUCCUCAUCAUGCCAAUUGAAGACCGAAGAUAGCAAACUUAUAAAUGGGCAGCAAAAGUAUUCCGCCUCCAAAAUUCCACAAUUGAAUCGAACUUUUUAUUUCGGCAUGUCUUUAGGAUCUAUACAGGCAUUGUCAACGGCGCCAGUAAUAGAAACUACUCGCCAAACAGAUGAUUUAAUAGAUGCGAAAAAUGUACCAAUGCAUGAAAAUUCCGAAUAUAUAGAAACUUCUACUACAGCAGUCGUUAAAGCCACUGCUGGCAACUAUGUCAGUGACUAUAAGAUACAUGCAUCCAGCGACGUCAAACCUAUUAUAGAUAAUGGUCUAUUGAUUCAAGUUCGUCCAACUUUACCGCGUAGACAACUUAACACCCCAAGCUUUAGCCCCGUGGCCGCAUGGCGUAUGUUAGUAGAUCAACAACAUCAUUAUAAACUACAAAAGUUUAAGCAAACCUGUGGAGAAAAAAGUAGAAAACAAAAAAACUGUGAGAAUAAAACUAACAAUAACCAAGUUUCCGAAAAGCCUACCUUGUUACCUUCCCUUACUGGAAAAGAAAAUGGUUUUCAAUGCGUUCGUGGAGCUAUUAAGAUAUCAACAGAAUCGCCAAUAAAAUUAACAUCUAAUUUAAAUAAGACAACACCUUCAUCGUGUCUUAAUACUUGGACACCACAACAAGAUUUGGGCGAUGAUGAGGAUGAUUACUACGGUGAAGGUGAAGUUGAUUCCACUAAAAAACAAUUUUCCGAAAGUGGAGAACCAAAUCAUAUCGAUCAGCAAGGAAACUCCACUAGUUGUGGCAAGGUGAAUGAAAAUACUAUUGAGGUAGGUAAGCUGAGAGCGUCGGAAGUUAGUCGUCUUGAAGAAGUUUUUGAAAAAGCAAUAAGUGCAACGGAUAUGCAUAUUUUUAGUCUAUCACUUCCGCGUGAUAUAUACACGCAAGCCCAACGUAAGCUUUUACAGUCGAUCAACACUUCAUCUACUCUACCAAAAGAGCCGUCACGUAGUGCAGAUAGUACUGCAGGUUCGCUCUAUAAACCGAUUUCGUUCAGCUCCAAGUGUUGUUGUUUACACCCUGGAAUGAGAAUUAAGCAAUGUCUGCCUCUACCGUAUGAAAACCAUUGUUCGAUACAUUCCGGAAACGGGUUUGUUAUUAGUGGUUCUGAGCCUUUGAGUAACCUUAGUGACAACUGGGUCCUGCAUAAAGUGAAAAGUGGCGAGGGUGAAGCUUUAAAUACUUGUCGAUUUUCAGCUGAUGGGCGGUAUAGAAAAUGGAAUACUACGGCUUCUGUGGAGCCCAUAUCUUUAUCAUAUUUGACAACUGGAAAACAUGUAAUGUAUCUACCUAGCAAAGAACCAAAUGCCAUAACCACACAUAAUGAAGUGACAUGUAGAACUACUAUGCGGAAAAGUGAACAGUACCAGUACAAACAACAGCAACGUCACCAAAAAAUAGUACGCCAAAGUUUGCAAGAUGAAAUAAUGAACCCGGAUAAUUAUUCUUUAAUAACUUCACAUGUACCUGUAAAAGAUGCGUCUGAUAUCGAAAAGCCACAACAAUUUACGUUUCAAAGUACUAUACGUUUGCUAGAAAAAAGACGUUUGGCUGAACGACUUGCAAAAGAUGCUAAACUGAGGGAAGCGAAGCGGAAAAGGGAAUUGGAAGCGAUGAAGCGUGUUGAAGAUGAUUUUCAGCGCAAACGCGCCAUUGAAAAGGCUAGUAUUCGAUACCAGUUACAGUUACAUUUUAGUGCUGAGCAAGUUAAGGAGGACGGAAUUGUAACUGGUGGCGGUAAUUUAUCUUCUGAAGCCCCACAUGGGUUACAAUUUGAUCGAAACAAUGACACUGCUUGUCGGGCUGAACCAGUUGAUAAUGUAUCCAACACACCACUUUUGUGCACUGAUACUUGCUCCAGGGAAAGUACGCUGAACUAUUCCGAUUGUGGCGAUGAAAGUGAUACUGAAGCAGCUGAAUUAAUCAACUUUCAACAUUCGGAAACUUUGCUACAACCAUAUCUCCAAUCAAUAAUUAACUGAUUUAAAUACUGCAUACGAGUAUACAUUCUAGGUUUGAAGUAAUUUUAAUAUAAAGUGAAAAUUAACAAUGAUGAAACUCUUCGAACUGGAAAUUAUUUUUGAAAGUUGCAUGUAUUACAAAUUAAUAAUUUUAUAAUGCUUCUAUUUUGAAAAGACCUAGGCGUUUGAUUUGUUGAACAGAUAAAAAUUGUAGUAUAAAGUAAAUAUGUAAAAUAAAAAAAAUAUUGCAAAAAAGUAUUUCUAUAGAAGAUAUUACUUUUUUAAAAAUAAAAUUCAAAUAAAUAAAUGAAAUAAUUACAAUAUUACAAUAUUAUGUUAUUGGUAUCUUACAGAGACAUGUUUUCAAUAGGAUCAUGAAUUUGUAUCAUGUAUCUCUAUUCAGUUCUGAUAAAGCAAUCUUAUCAUGCUUUGCUCAUUAAAACUGAAAUUAUUAUUUUUAAAGUUCAAAAAAUAUACCUAUGCAAUUUAUGAGAAUGAAAUAA
Molecule: messenger RNA, 5751 nt
Organism: Bactrocera oleae (olive fruit fly)
Lineage: Eukaryota; Metazoa; Arthropoda; Insecta; Diptera; Tephritidae
Source: RefSeq, a predicted model, not a curated record